GAGCGGUUACACUUUCGACAAAGAGAGUCGACAGCAUAGCGAAGUUAACGAGCUUGUGAUAAACAGAAAGUCGGUGGGAUUAAAAUGAGGUUUUAAAUAGUAUCACGGAUUUGUUUGUCUCGUAAAUUGUCAUAAAAUACAACAUACGGGCUUUUCUUCUGGUUCGCUAUUUUCUUAGCUGACUUACUUGGUCACAAUGCUAACUAGUUAGCUAAUGCUAACGUUGGCUAACUCGAAAACAGAAUUUUGUAGUGCAACGAAGUGGGACAUCAUCCUCUUUUGUCGUCCUGCCAAACAGCUUAUAAACAAGAGGUCGUAAGCAGAAAUUACCAACAUUUUGCAUGGCGGUGGCUUCUGCCUCGAUGGCGGAUAAGAUCAUAGUCCUUGAUGAUGAUGAUGACGAUGAAGAGGAGAAUCUUCCAAAGUCCUGCUCUGCCUCCACCUCGUCCUCUCAACAUCAAGCCAAAAGUGUGUCAUCACUCAAAGCUCAGCAGCCUGCCCCUACCCACAUUACCCAGUCACCUUUUGCCUCAGCGAAGAAGCAUACGCAUGUUCUUCAGGCAGAGAAUCAGAGGUUGUUCACUGAGUUUGUGGAGUACUGCUCAGCUCUCACCCAGGACUGCCCGGAGGUCUUGACCUUCCUCCAAACCAAGCAUGCCAAGGCCUCUCCGGACUAUCUUUCAUCCGUGGAGUUUAGGAACACCUUGGGAAGAUGUUUGACUCGCGCUCAGGCCAACCGUUCCAAAACCUUUGUCUUCAUCAAUGAACUGUGCACUGCACUCAGGCAGCACGCAGCCAAGAAGAGGGUGAUCCUCACCAAGGCUGAGCCUGGGCCUUCUACCUCAACAUCAAGUUCUGUACAGGUUACCUCUGAUAUGGCAAAAGGGGAAGACGAGGCUAAAGUUCAGACGGAUGAGAAAGAGAAAGGGGUGAAACCGACAGUGGAGGAUGAGCAACCUUCCACCUUAGGGCUGCAGGAGGGCAAUAAUAAGGAGGUACAGGAAGCAGAGAGAAAGGCAAAGAGGGCAUCCAGGAAACAGAUUGCGUACCUGGAGAACCUAUUGAAAGUGUACAAUGAUGAGAUCCACCGGCUGCAGCAGGCCGAGCUGAGUUUAGAUGACCUGGGAAAUGAGGAAUCUUUAUACAUCCAGGAGCACAAGCUCAAACGCAAGAUGAUGAAGAUUUAUGAAAAGCUGUGUGAACUGAAGAACUGCAACACACUAACAGGUCGAGUCAUUGAGCAGAGGAUCCGCUACAAUAGCACUCGUUAUCCUGAGAUCAACAGGAAGAUUGAACGUUUCAUCAACAGCCCUGAGGCGCAGAGGAACCCUCCAGAUUACCAAGACAUCCUCCAGCAGGUGCUGCGCGCCAAUGUGCGCCACAACCUGUGCCUGAGCCGAAAACAGCUAAACCAAAUCGCCCAGGAGGCUUUCAGAGAGACAGGGAGCAGCCUACAGGAGAGACGUCACCUGGACCUGGUGUACAACUUUGGCUCAUGGCUCACUGACACCUACAAGCCUGCUGCAGAUCCAGCUCUGUCAGACCCCUCACUGCUGAGGCGGCUUCGGUCAAACAGAGAAGAGGCUCUGUCCCGUCUGGAGGAGGUCAUCACCAAGUACGCCGUCAGACAAGAGGACACGGAGGAGCAGGAGAGGGCCAGACGACUGGAGAAAGACAAGGAGAAAGACAAGGAGAAAGAGGCCCACAGAUCAGAAAAUGGAGGAGAAAAUAAAGAGGUGAAUGGAGUGGCAGAGGAAGAAGAGGAGGAGGAGGAGGAGGAGGAGGAGGAGGAGGAUGAUGACGAAGAAGAUGAAUCAUCAGACCCAGACAUUGAGGAAGAGAUCCAGGCCAGCACUCAGCAGGAUGGACCAGACGAUGAUGAGAACGAGGACGAUGACGGCAACGAGGCAGAACCAGCCUUUGAUGGUACCAACAAGGACGAUCAGAUGGAUCAGUUGUCAGGAAGCGUUUCUGCAGAGCGGGAAGGAAGUGUGAAAGAUCAGGAUGAGGAGCCAGUCACAAGUGGGCUUAGUCCUCUUUCUGAUGAAAGCAAGUCCCAACUGUCUGACAUCCCGUCCCCUAGACAGAGCCCAUGCCAAUCACAGUCAAUGCAGACAGAUGACCAGACAACAUUGUCUAAUGGUAACCAUGCAGGAUUAGAGGAGACCGUGGAUUCCUCCAAUCAAGUUUCAGUUGUACUGGUAAGCACCAGCAAAGUUAGAAAGGACCCUGUGUCACCGGCAGCAGCCAAUGGGGUGUCUCAGCCCCUGUCGCCAGUGGUUAUUGUAGAAAAUCGUGACACACUCACUACCAAUGGCACGUCACCGCCACCCGGCAUCAGAGCCACAAGGAGCCAGAAGAGGAAGAGGGAGGACAUAACAUCAGAGAAGUCCCGAAAUACAAAGCACAUACUCAUCGAUGACAGUGAGACAGACAUUCCUCUGGACAUGGGCGUUUUCAGCUGCAAUUCUCCACAGCAGGUAGAGUCAACCCGAGCAGACACUCCAACCCAGGAAAUGGUCAGCAGCUCACAGUCGACACCGCCUCCCAAGAAAAACAAGGUCAAUGUGGCCACCCAGUGUGACCCGGAUGAAAUAAUUGUCCUGUCGGACUCUGAAUGACCUCCCACUUUAAUGCAAGAUUCUUCCACAUCUCACCUGUAUUCUGGGACAGAUUUCCUGAAAAGAUCCAUUUCUAAGGACUGCCUUGUCUGCUAUCUUGCAAGAAGAGGAAAAAGGCUAACAUUACUGUUCUAAAUGUGAUCUAAACAGCCAUUUGUGGCUGUGGAAGAUGGGGAAAACUAUGAAUUUAGUACCUCACUUGAUUACAUAUAACCAAGCCAAGACAGGUGUUUUUGUAAAAGACUUAAAUAAAAUAAUUGUAACAUUUUAAAGGAAGCUGUUUAAUCAGGACAUGUUUUUUUUGGAAAAUCAAGGAGUCCUUCUCUUCUGCUGUGUGUACCAGAAAAUACAGCUGUACUUUUCUUUUUCUAAGCAGAGAAACAUUUGGGCUAUUCCAAACUCAGAGAUAAAAAAAAGAAAAAUCCUCUUGGGAUGAUUGUCCCUCCGUUCAGAGUUUUGUUAGUGUGGUUUGGGUUAGAAACCAGUGCCUAAAAACUUGAACUGUGCAGCCGGAUAGGUGGCCCAGACAGGGAGUUCUGUUUUCACAGACACAUGACUGGCAAGGACUUAAACUCACCACCAGUUUGUUUACAUUUUUAUAUUUCAAUUGCUUUUUUCCCCCAUAAAGGAGAGUGGGUAGUGGUGGUCUGAACAAAAGGAAUUUUAGAUGAUUGUUUAACUUGCAAUUUAUGGUGUGUGCAUCGAACCAGUGAGCUGUGUGGUGGUUUGUACUCUACUGUUAGCUGUGUGUGGACUGCAGCACUGACAGUGGGCAAUGACACUUUAAAAUGUUACCUUUUUAUGUUUUCCCUCCAAACCUAUUUCUAUUUUCAGGUUUAUAAUAAAGAAAGUGACUAUUUUUAUUUAUGUCUGCCGUUGGAUCACUGAAGAGUUUCUAGAUAGAUAUUGGAUUGAAUGCUGACAAAGCUAAUAAUAAUAAUAGGUUGGUAAUAUUCUAUAUUUUUCUUAUAGUCAACAUCCCAUCGAAAGACCAAAACCAUGACUCUGUAAUCAAAGCCUGAUAAAUGUCAUUCCUCUGUGCCACAGAGAGUGCUGCAGGAAUGAUCCUAAAAUUUGGAAAUGAGUCAGCAUUUUUACACUCCCGGUUCCCUCUUCUUAAAAUCAAUGGGUUUUUUAAAUUUGAAUACAUUUUUGAUUAGAUGCCUGCAAUAAGGUCUGUGAUUAACAUAAGCCUAAGUGUUUUGUUCUAUGACAUAAAAUAUGUCAGUAAAUACUCCACUUAUAAAUGUUGAAGCUUCUCUGUGUAUUAAAAACGUUAAAAAACUACAUUUUUGACCUAUUUUUAAAGAUUUAAGUCUUCAGUAGGAACCAGUGGGCUUGCUGCAGAGAGCAGGGUAACACAGUCAGACAGUAGCAGGAGAUGGACUACAACAUUGUUGGUUUUGGUCUUUGCAUAGAAUUGUUGACAUUAAGCCUUAUCCUUUAUGUAGCUAUAGCACAAAAAUGUUUCCUCAUGAUUCUGACAGGUCUGAAAGAGAUGCAUCUCAAACAGAAUCUCUCCGUAACACUGAUCAUUUCUACCUUUGCCUCUGCCCAGCCCUGAUAACUACAUUUAUUCAUUUGGUCCUCACAGUUUAACACCAAAUCAAAACUCAGCACAGUAGCUAUUAGUCUAAAUUCAAACAACGAUCAAACCAUGAAUGCCUUUUUUACUGAAGCCAGUCCCGGCCCAGUCAAGGAUCCUAAACACCUGAGCAUUAUGACAAGAAAGAAAUUAAGUUUUAUUCUGACACAAAAAAUGAUUCACUUUAAUACAAACAAGCAUUUUUUUAUUUUUUUUUACAGUUGUUGGUGCAGCUAAUAGCUUGUUGUUCUCUCCUGUCAAUACACUGGGUACUCAGAUACAUUAAGCCAUCAGAAAGGAAAUUUCUGCAUCCCUGCUGUCGUUUUGAGUACAGUGAUGCACUUCAGAUCUCUAGCAUUUGAUAAGUAAGGUUUUUUUUGUGAGUAGUAUGUAUUGCGUUCAUUAUUAUAACUAGCUGUCUGGCUGGUUCCUGUGUAAAACAAGUACUAGAAUAUUGAUGGAAGAGUGUUGGUGAAAUCUCUCAACUUUUUAUCCUGACAACAACCCCCAUUUUUGUCUUUUCUUCCUGAAUCCCCUGAAUUUUUAUUUAAUUUUACCACACAGGUUGAAAUUAUAUUUUGGGGUAAUAGUCUUUUCAGAGUGCAGACCUGGAAUGUAGUUACAGUAGGUAAGAUCUGCCGGGCCUUAUGUAUGCAGAGGGGUGAUCCAUCAUUCACUGUGAAUUUUUUUCUUUUUCAUUUUUGAUAAAUAAAUUAUACAUUUUAUAUGUACA
Molecule: messenger RNA, 4939 nt
Organism: Epinephelus lanceolatus (giant grouper)
Lineage: Eukaryota; Metazoa; Chordata; Actinopteri; Perciformes; Serranidae
Gene: daxx
Product: death-domain associated protein
Biological process (GO): nucleosome assembly; regulation of apoptotic process; negative regulation of DNA-templated transcription
Cellular component (GO): nucleus; PML body
Molecular function (GO): histone binding; transcription coactivator activity; nuclear androgen receptor binding
Source: RefSeq, a predicted model, not a curated record